Molecule: messenger RNA, 1131 nt
Organism: Knipowitschia caucasica
Lineage: Eukaryota; Metazoa; Chordata; Actinopteri; Gobiiformes; Gobiidae
Source: the annotation of a GenBank genome assembly
AUGUCGGUGUCGGGGCUGAAGGCCGAACUGAAGUUUUUGGAGUCUAUUUUUGACCCAAAUCACGAACGAUUUAGGAUAAUUGACUGGAAACCAGACGAGCUAAGCUGCCAGUUUAAUGUGACCAGAGAGAAGCUGUUGAUCAUACACUGUAACAUUACGGAGUCCUAUCCAUCUACAUCACCAAUAUGGUUUGUAGAUUCAGACGACCCAUCUCUUGCACAAGUUUUAGAGCGGUUGGAAGAUGUGAGGAAAGGCAGCACCCUGCUUUUACAACAACUAAAGAAACUAAUUUGUGACCUUUGUCGGCUGUACAACUUACCCCAACAUCCGGAUGUUGAAAUGCUUGACCAGCCAUUACCUGCAGGUCCCGUAGGACAAGAUCGAAAGCAUGGGAUGGAUGAAGUUACAUCUGAGGAAGAAGAGGAAGAGGAGAUGGGAGAGGACAUAGAGGAUCUAGACCACUAUGAAAUGAAAGAGGAAGAACCUGUGGAAGGAAAGAAAUCAGAGGAUGAUGGUAUUGAAAAAGAAAAUCUAGCCAUCUUGGAGAAAAUUCGCAAAAACCAGCGGCAAGACCAUUUGAAUGUAAGUGAUGGAGCCGUGUCUGGAUCAGUGCAGGCAUCUGAUCGUUUAAUGAAGGAGUUGCGAGAAAUCUACAGAUCUCAAAGUUACAAGACAGGCAUCUACUCCGUGGAGCUUGUUAAUGACAGUCUGUACGAAUGGCACGUCAAAUUAAGAACAGUGGAUCCCGACAGCCCAUUGCACAGUGAUCUACAAGUUCUAAAGGAAAAGGAAGGGAUGGAUUAUAUCUUAUUAAACUUUUCCUACAAAGAUAACUUUCCAUUCGAUCCACCAUUUGUCAGAGUUGUUUCGCCAGUUCUGUCUGGAGGAUAUGUUCUCGGUGGAGGUGCCCUCUGCAUGGAACUUCUCACCAAACAGGGCUGGAGCAGUGCCUAUUCUAUUGAGUCUGUCAUCAUGCAGAUUAAUGCCACUUUAGUCAAAGGAAAAGCCAGAGUUCAGUUUGGAGCGAAUAAGAAUCAGUACAAUCUUGCCAGAGCACAGCAGUCCUACAAAUCUCUGGUUCAGAUUCAUGAAAAGAAUGGCUGGUACACACCCCCAAAGGAGGAUGGCUAG